CCUCCACACAAAACACCAAUCAUUUCCUCCUCACUCUCGCUUCUCCUUUUCUGCCUUCCAACCGAAGCCCCAUCCCUUGAUUCCAUCCAUCGUUCGGGAUCCUCCUCCUCUCGCGCGCUUCUAGGACCGGUCCCUCGAAGCUUCUUCUUCUCCUUGGACUCGUGCUUGGCAUGGCGCAGACGACCGUGGUGGUGCCGGAGGUGGGCAUGACGGCGCCCGCGCCCACGGCGUGCCCCUGCCCGGGGUCCCUGUUCCCGUACCCGCCGCCGCGUGCCGGGAUGGCCGUGAGCCGCAAGUGCCUGCGGGCCGCGCAGGCGGAGCUUGGCGCCGGGAUGCUCAGUGGCCUGGUCGAGUCCAUGCGGGCGUCCUCCCCCACGCACGCAAGGGCCGCCGCGGCCCUCGCCGCCGGCGUCGACGACGAGCACGCCGCCUGGAUGGCGAAGCACCCGUCCGCCCUGGGCAAGUUCGAGGAGAUCGUGGCCGCGUCCAAGGGGAAGCAGAUCGUCAUGUUCCUGGACUACGACGGCACGCUGUCCCCCAUCGUCGAUGACCCCGACGCCGCCUUCAUGAGCGAGACGAUGCGGAUGGCCGUGCGCAGCGUGGCCAAGCACUUCCCGACGGCGAUCGUCAGCGGUCGGUGCCGCGACAAGGUGUUUGAUUUCGUGAAGCUGGCGGAGCUCUACUACGCCGGCAGCCACGGCAUGGACAUCAAGGGCCCGGCCAAGUCCUCAAAGUCCAAGGCCAAAGGAGUUCUCUUCCAACCAGCAAGCGAGUUCCUGCCCAUGAUAGAAGAGGUGCAUCAGCGGCUGAUAGAGGAGACGAAGCACGUAGCCGGGGCCAAGGUGGAGAACAACAAGUUCUGCGUGUCUGUCCACUUCAGAUGCGUCGACGAAAAGAGCUGGGGCGCGCUGGCGGAGACGGUGAAGGGCGUGAUGCGGGAGUACCCGAAGCUGCGCAUGUCGCAGGGGCGGAUGGUGUUCGAGGUGCGGCCCACCAUCAAGUGGGACAAGGGCAAGGCCCUCGAGUUCCUGCUCGAGUCGCUGGGCUUCGCCGACUGCCCCAACGUGCUCCCCGUCUACAUCGGCGACGACCGCACCGACGAGGACGCCUUCAAGGUGCUGCGCCGGCGGGGCCAGGGCGUCGGGAUCCUCGUCUCCAAGCACCCCAAGGACACCAGCGCCUCCUUCUCGCUGCAGGAGCCGGCCGAGGUCAUGGAGUUCCUGCUCCGCCUCGUCGAGUGGAAGCAGCUCUCCAAGGCGCGCCUCAGGCUGCGGCGGCAGGCCGACGCCUGAUCGGACGACGAGGAUCGGCCGGCCGGCGGGAAUGGCCGAACUAAUUAUUUCACUGCUACGUGUAGCUUAGCUAGUUAAUGAAAAUCCCCUGCUUGCUCAUCCGAACAAAGCCAAAGGCUACGUACGUGGAUGGGAAGAAGGAACGUACUACGGCGAACCUGCGGAGCAUUGUUGCGCCACAUGUUGUGUUCUAAUUAACCGUCCUUCUUUUUCUGGGGAUGUAUACCGUACCUACCGAUUAUGCAUGCAUGUAAAUUACCUUUGUCCACGUACAAGGGGAGGAACCAUGGAAUAAACAAAGAGAAAUCUGAGUAAAUAGCAA
Molecule: messenger RNA, 1614 nt
Organism: Triticum urartu
Lineage: Eukaryota; Viridiplantae; Streptophyta; Magnoliopsida; Poales; Poaceae
Product: putative trehalose-phosphate phosphatase 7
Biological process (GO): trehalose biosynthetic process
Molecular function (GO): trehalose-phosphatase activity
Source: RefSeq, a predicted model, not a curated record